Molecule: messenger RNA, 13313 nt
Organism: Micropterus dolomieu (smallmouth bass)
Lineage: Eukaryota; Metazoa; Chordata; Actinopteri; Centrarchiformes; Centrarchidae
Gene: pcnt
Product: pericentrin
Exons: 62
Coding region: 130-12912 (4260 amino acids)
Biological process (GO): signal transduction
Molecular function (GO): DNA binding; molecular adaptor activity
Source: RefSeq, a predicted model, not a curated record
GUUGACAGUUGUAGCUGAAGGAAGCUCAAAGAUUUUGUUUUAGCUAACUCAUGCUAGAAGUCUGUUGUGCUUUUCAGUUGAAUUAGGACGUAUGUCCCAAACACUUAAUGGUUUUAUUUAAACCAAGAGAUGGAUGAAGAUGAACGGCAAAGGAAACUAGAAGCUGGGAGAGCUAAGAAAUCCUCCAACAUGCCGCGAAGUCAGUCGCUUGCUAGCUUCCGACAGAAGCGGGCGAAAAGCGACGGUGCGGGGGCGGCGAAAAAGGCGCAGAAGAGGAAGGGCCAGACUGUCUCGCAGAAUGACAGCACAACGCAAGACGGCCGCGUAGUACCAGCACUUUCUUCAGCUAGUGAGGCGAAACUGAACAGCAAGACCAACCAUGAGGAACUCCAGAAGCAAGAGAAAUCAGAGGUUCAGCCAAACCGACAACAGAAAGAUCAGCCUCCCACCCUGAAGCAAAGCCUGUCGCCUGUGGAAGAUAUUAAAGAGGAGUUAGUUGCACUCACUGGCAAAGAGCAGCUCAAGCAGUUACAGGAGGCUGUGGAGAAGCGUAAUGAGAUUAUUGCCAGGCUCAGCUCCAACCUGCAGGAGGCCCUGGCCAGCAGAGACCAGGUACAACUGGAGGCACAGUCUCUUACUGGACAGAUUCAGGCACUACAGAAACAGCUCCAGCAGACCAGCGUAGAUUUUCGACGCAUCAAAAGUCAGUCAGGGGCUGAAGUCUUCAACACUCAUCGACAACAGCAUCAGUAUGGCCAUUGCUCCAAAGAUGCCGACAUCAGUCAUAAGGAGGCACCAUCAGAGAGUGCAGGUCCUGGCUCUCAGUCAAGUGUUGAAGGCUUCAGCACAGACACAGACAGUGAGACUGACGCUGUUCUGCACAAACUGAGGGCUGAGCUGGAAGAAGAAAGGGAGAACAGCCAACGCAUAUGUGCUGAACUAGCGGAGGAGAUGGAGAAACACAAACAUGUGCUUUCUGAACUGGAGAAGGAGAAGAAAGGCAGGGAAGAGGAGCGAAAAGAAAGGAAUGCACAGCUGCAAGACCUCCAGAACCAGUUAAGCUUAGUCCAAACUCAGUGCCUUGAGAUGCAACAGUACAAAGAGGAGAAGGAGAAGCUCAACCGAGAAUUGUUGGAGCUGAAGAAAAGGCUUCAGGAGGACGAAGAUGUAGAGAGAUUUAGCGAGGAAGUGGCCGACUCUUCCCUUCAUCUGCAGACCCUUGAGGAGGAAAGACGUAGACAGGAGGAGAUGCAGAGGCUCAGAGAGGAGCACAGAGAGGAGCUGGAGAGAGUCAGGCAGCUGUUGGAGGAGAGGGAGAAAGAACUGAAGUUCAGAGAGGAAGAGGUCAUAGGACUCAAAGCUUCAAAGAAUCGGCAGAACCAAGCAAAAGCUGGUUUUAGUUGUGAUGAAAGGAUUACUAUAGAUGAGGCGAAUCUGGAAAGUGAACCGCAUCAGGACAGUAUGAAUGUAUCAGUACCUGGGGAUACUCUAAUGGAGCGCUACUUGUCCUCAGCUCCUCUUGCACACUCAAAAUCUUCAGUGGUCAGUGAAAGCUUUGAACACUGCAGUCAGUUGGACAUCUCUGCAGACUACAGUUUUGAACUGAACAGUGAAGUGUUUGGAGAAGAGCCUCUGUUGUCAAUUUCAAACCGUUUCCCUGAAGAAAAUGACAACCUCUACAACAGUUCUAGCCCACACCUCCCCCCUGACACCCCCGUGGUUGAUUAUACCAACCCUCAGUCUCCAUAUCCAUGGCUUCACAACCCUACUUUCGGCGAGCUGGAGAUUAGUAAACUGUCCGAGCAGCAGUUGGAGGAGACGGACUUGGAAAAGGAGCUGCUGAAUCAGCAGUGUAGGGAGCUCCGUGAGGAGCUGGCUCUCAAGGACAGGGACUUGAUUGUGUUAAAGGAGGAAGUUAUCAAGAGUGCUGAAGAAUUGGAGGAGGCCAGGAGCAGGUGGGCUCAAGUAACAGAAGAGCUCAGGCAGGCUCUCUGGGAACUUGAAGAGGAGAAGGAGAGGAGCAGACAUGUUGAGGAGGAGAUCAGCUUGAAAACCCAUGAACAAGACAACCUGAAAAACAAACUCAGUGCCUUCGUGGAAGAAAGGGAAAAAGAGAAUGCUGUAACACUGAUGGGAAAGGAAGGUGCUGAAACCUCCCUGCUGGUCCCUGCUAUCUCUUCAUCAGAAGGUGGAGAUAAACUGGUAGGGAAGCUAAAAAAUGAGCAGGAGAAGGAGGCUGCACUCUCGUCUCAUCAAAAACAGCAGGAGCUGCUGAUAUUGUCUCUGCGGGAGAUAAAGGAGACUUCAAAGUCUUCCAAACAGAGCCCUGAGCUCAGAGAUGACAACCAGCUGCAAAUGCUACAGGCUCAUUGUGAACUUGUCAUCUCGGAGCUAGCGGAGACAAAAACAAUGCAUGAAAGCACAGUAGCCCUAUUAAGUCAAAGGACUAUAGAGCUGGAUGGAACAUUGAAGGAGCUUGAAACAACUCGUGCACAGAUUCUAAAUGUUCAAAUGGAGGUGCAGAGAUUGCAGGAAGAGCUGGAGAAGAGCCAGGCCUGUCUGGACAGUGCUGAAAGAGAGAAGAGUGAACUGGAAUCUCAGAUCUUCUGUUUGAGACAAAACCUGGUCAACCUAGAGGAGGCCCAAGCCCAGGCAGUGCAGGAGAGGGAGGUGCACAGGAGAAAAGAAAUGGAGAUGGAUGAACGGAUUACAAAAAUGGAACAAGUCUUGGAGGAGGAACUGGAACAGUUUGAGAACCUGCUAAAAGCCAAGGAUGUUGAGUUUGCUGAAGAGAGGGAGAAAUGGGAGGAAGAGAGCCAGGAGAAGGAGAAAGAGCUCCUUGAUGUGAAGCAUCACUUGGAGGAGCAGAGGAGAGAGAGGCAGGAGGAGGUGAAGGCCCUCCUGGAGAAGCAGGUUGUGGCUGUUGAGGAGGCUUCAGAAAGGCUCAAGACAUCUCACCAACAGGAUAUCAAAAACCUGAUGGAGAAACAUCAACAAGAGAUUUCUGAGUUGAACACUCACCUGGAGUCAGAACUGCUUAAGCGGCAGGCUAUUAUGGAGGAAGAACAGAAGAGACAGAUCAGUCUGAUCAAACAGGUAACCGAACGUGAGCACGAGAGGAUGGUUUCAGAGCUGACUGCCAAACACAAUGAGGAGCUUAGUCAACUGAAGAUAGAACUGUCCUUGGAGCUGAGGGAAAGCAUGGAGGCUGCCCACCAGGUUGAACUGCAGCAGGUUCAGGUCCAAAAAAACAUUGAGCUUGAAGCCUUGCGUCUAAGCCUGACCAAUGUCCACAUGUCCCAGUUGGAGCUCUCCCAGGUAAACUUGCAACAGGAUAAGGAGUCUGCUCUCACAAAGGCCCAGGCCUCCCUGAGGGAGACAUUUGCCCAGGAAUGUGCACUCCUGCACGCGCGGCAUCAGUUGGAACUGGACCAGGUCAGACAGCAGAACCAUGAGCAGCAGGAGAGACUGCAUGAGCUGCACCAACAAGACAUGAAUGAGUUGAAGCAGCAGUGGGAGACUCGCGUUGCUCAGGAGAGAGCUUCCAUGGAGGAGAAGCAGGCCAAAGAGAUACAGGCUCUGAGGUCACAGUGGGAUACGGACGCUAAGAACACAAAGUCAAACCUCCAAGCAUCUCUCUCAGAUACCCAGAACAGCCUUACUGCCACCCAGACAGAACUCACCAGCACCCAGGCCUCCUUCACUCAGACCAACAAAGCUCUAACUGAAGCCAAGGCAACUCUGUCCAAGACCCAGUCCGAGCUGCAGGACUCUGUGGCCAGGCUGAAAGAACUCCAGACCUCCAGUAAGGACCAGAACCAGAAACAAGACAUAGAGCUGAAACAAGCUUGGGCUGAUAGAGAUGCUGCUGCCCGUGCUCUGGAGGAUUUGGUUUCUAGUCAUAAAGCUGUGCUGCAGGAGAAAGAGCAGCAAGCACUCCACCUAGAGGAGAAGGAACUGCAACUGCAGCAAGAGGUUUUGCGCCUACAGGAGGAGAAGACUUUGCUAAAACAGAGCUCAGAACAAGAAGUAGGUCAGCUGUGGACCCAGCUGGAGAGCAUGAGGACUAGUCGCCAAGAGUUGGGAGAGCUGAAGGAGCAGCUGCUCGCGCGCUCAUCUCGUGUGGAUGACAUUGAGCGCCUGAAGACGGAGUUUAAUGAACAAAAACAGGAAAUCAAAGAGCAGAAUGAGGCUGAGCUGGAAAGCUUGAGGAGGUACUUUGAGCAGCGAUUGCGAGUAACAGAGGAAAACUACAGAGAGGAAAUUGCUUUGCUCCAGCUGAGGCUGGUGGAAGGUGCCUUGGAGGACUCUGUGCUUAAAACCACAGAUGACAGUUUGAUAUCUCAAGGCCAAGAAGAAGAGGAAAAAGAUCAUGUGCUUUCUGAUACUGGCCUCAAACUGGAGAAAAACAAGGAAGAAUUUGACAGUUUGUGCCUUCAGCUGGAGGAGAAACACAAAAUGGAGCUUGCCAUUCUACGAACUUCUAUGGCCCUUUCCUCGAAGGAAGAACUGCAACAGGUGCGCUCAAACAUCACUGACCACUGUUAUGAAGAGCUGCAGGAGAUGAAGACUCAUCAUGCCCUGGAGCUGGAGCAACUCAGAGCCAAACUUUCUGAACGUCACUUACAAGAACUUACCAGAGUUUGUUUGGAGGCAGAAAGGCAGGUUGAGGUGGAAGUGGAACAGGCAAUGUGGUGUCACACCGAGGAGCUGCAGACAAUGAUGACCAUCAUCCACACCUUAGAGAACAGACUGGCUGCCUUGAGUAAACAACAUGAUGCAGAAACGCAAAGGAACACAGAAAAGUUGAAGCAGGAUUUUGCUGGGGAGCUCGUUCAACUUGAGGAAGCUCUGAAACAGGAGAGGGAGCACGUGCAGGAGGAGAUGAAGAAGCUGAGAGAGGAGCUCCUAGAGAAGCAUGAAGCCGAACUCUCUGCCCUGAGGUCAGACCUUCACAGAGAGACUGAGAAGGAGAGGACAUGCCUCGAAAAAGCACUUCAUGAGGAGAAGGAGAAGUUAAAGUCUCUACAGGCUGCACUGGACAAUGAUGCAAGCCCACAGGUCCUAAUGGUGAGGCAGAGACUGCAGUCUCAGUAUGACGGUGAGCUGCAAAGGGCAAAGAAAUGCAUGGAAACAGAAAUAAAGGAGCUCACUGUUCUUCUCCAGGAGCAGGGUGAGGAGCGGCUACGCCAAGCCCAAGAGAGCUUCCAAGAGGAAAAAGCAGUGUUGGAGCAGAGUUUGGCCCAAAAAUAUGAAAUCUCUCUGGAAGAGCUAAAGAACAAACAUCAAACUGAGCUGGAACAUGAGCGAACAACACUACUAAACAAACACUCCCAAGAUAUGGACACGCUCACUGCCAAACACAAAGCACAACUAGAUUCACUCAGUGCCAGUCACAGAGAUCAGCUUGCAGCUAUGGCAGUUGAGCUUGAAUCCAAACACAACGCUGAGUUUGUUGCCUUGGAGGCAGCCCUCAAUUCCAAACGAAAGGCAGACCUUGACAGCCUGGAGGCAGUCUUUCAGGAGACCAGUCAGGCUCAGCUGGAGGCUUUAGAGGCUGAGUUAGCUCGCAAACACCAGGAAGAGAGAGAUGAACUAGAAAAGAGGAUGCUGGGUAAUAUGGACACUUUGGAGGCUACAUACCUGAAGGAAGUGCAAACACUGCGUGAUGAAAGGGUGCACCUUGAAGAGAGGCAUCAUCAAGAGCUGACUCGCCUUAAGUCAGAACAUAGGCAGCUAAUGGAGCGUCAUUCUGCAGAGCAGCUGGCCACCAGGGAGGAGCUGAGGAAAGAGCUGGCUCAGGUGCACAUAGAGAAGUUUAGUGCCAUGGCAGCAGAGCUCAGCCAUGUACACAAGACUGAGUUGGCUGCUCAAAAAGAGGCCUUAGAUACUGAACACUGCAAAGCCCUGGAGACACUUAAGAAGCAGGUUUUAGAACUAGAGCAACAACACAGCACAGCUCUUCAGGAGUUCUCACAUACCUACUCUGUUGAGAAGGAGCAACUCAUUGAACAGCACAAACUUCAGCUACAGGAGUUGAGGGGCAUCUCUGCACGAGAGUUGGAGGCAUGUCGCAGGGAGCUUGAAGAGGAGUCAUCAAGGCAACGUCAGCACUUCCUAGAAGAGGCGGAGCUUCUCAAAGUCCAAUCAGAGGAGAGACUGCAGGACAAGAUUAAUCAGCAGAAGACUGAGUUUGAGGAGCAGAAACAGGCGGAGCUUGAGUACCAGAGGAGGAGCUUCACAUCUGAACAGGAGGAGAAGGAGCGGAGCUACACAGACAAAAUGAGUCAGCUCACUGCCCAACUGCAGCAGCUAGACGCUGUGGUGGCCCAGCUGCGAGCAGAGGUUGGCUGUCUGCAAGGAGCAUUAGAAGGGAAGCGUGCAGAGAUGGAGACUUUAGACACUCUCCUCCAACGAAGGGAGCGAGAGAGCCAGGAAGGGGGCAACCUUCUAAAGAUGCUCACUGAUGACUUACAGACUGCUAAAGAGGAAAGACGUAAACUUCACCACGCCAAUGAAACGCUGAGGAAGGUGCUGAUUGAGAUGGUUCGCAGCACCAUUAUAACAGAAGAGCUGAUUGGACAGAAGAUCAGUGCCAGAACCAAAACGUCUGAGCAGGCGACCCAUCAGAGAAGCUCAACAGGGAACAAAGAUGCACAAGAAUCAGGUAUUUCAGUUGCAGACUUGUCUUCAGAUGACCUGGAGCUGACACAGGUGCUCUGUGAGAGCCUGCUGGUUUCAGAUACUCAGAUCAAUCCCGGGGGAGAAGAAGCGGCUCUGAACGCUUGCAACAGACUACGUCACACUGUUGACACACUACUGGAGCUGCUGAACCAGGCCAACACACAGCUGGAGCAGACUCAUGGUGUCCACCUUAGUCUGGAGGAAAAGUUCUCUCAGGGCAGAGAAGACUCCGCCCAACUCCUUGAGCAGCACAAGCUCCUAUUGGAGCAGCUCAAUCAGGAGGCAAAGCUGAGGAGUCAACUCCAGCUGGAACUCCACAAGGCAGAGGGGCUUCUAGACGGCUAUGUGGCUGAGAAAGCAGUCCUGGAAGAGUCUCUGCAGCAGAAGGAGGUCCAAGAGGAGAGACUAGUGGAGGAGCUGGAAGACCUGAAGGUGAAGUUGCACCAGAUGCAGGGUCUCACCGCAGAGCUGGACAGCCUCAGACUGAAGCAUCAGGAGCUGAGUGAGGAGCACACAGUUCUCCUCCGCCAGAAGGAGCAUCUCUCCGCUGGUCUCGGGGAGAGGGAGAAAGCUCUACUGGCAGAGACGGAGCGUUUGGCCCAGGAUAGGCUGGACUUGCAGCGACAGGCAGAGAAGGACCACAGCUCUCUGUUGCUGCGCCUCGGGGCCCUGGAGAGAGAACUGGAUGAGCAGGAAACAAAGGGCUUGGAGACAGAGCAGCAACACAAAACCUACACAGAAGACCUCUACCAGCGUGUCCAAGCACUUGAGAAACAGCUGAAACACGAUCGACAGUUUAUCGAGGAGCAGGCUGUGGAGCGUGAACAUGAGAGAGAUGAGUUCCAGCAGGAGAUCCGAAGGCUGGAGGCCCAACUCAGACAGCCAGCCGGCGUGGAUAACAAAGGACACCGGUUUGAGGACUUGGUUCUACAGGUAGACAGUCUACAAGCUAUCAUCAAAGACAAGACAGAGGACCAUGCCUCCUUGCUCACCGCCAAUCAUCAAGCCCAGCGCGAUCUUGCAGAACGCAACGAGGAGAUAGACAAGCUAGCUGGGCGUAUCAGAGAGCUAGAGCAAGCACUGCUCAACAGCGCUGAGAGUAAUAGAUCUACGAGUCAGCUGGAACAAGAGCUCCACAGAGCAAAGUUGAGAGAAGAGGAGCUGACACAAGAUAAGCAGGCACUAGAGCAGCAGCAGUUGUCCAACAGGCUUCAGAUCUCCGCCCUGCAGUCCAAACUGGAUGAGACAAGACACGGUUACCAUGAUAACACGCGUGACCCCACCCAGGAGCUUAGGGAUGCUCUGCACACUGCACAGCAGAGGCUACACAGCAAAGAGCAAGAGGUUGAAGUCCUGCUUGGGCAACUUGAGAAUGUGCAGAGGGACUUGAGCAUCAAAGAUGUUGAACUUAAACACCUCACCCUACAGCUUGAGCUACUGACCAAUCAGAAUGCAGCUCAUGUUAACGAGCUGCAAGAACAGAUUUCUGCCCUAAAGGAGAAUGUGUCUGCUCUCACCAUACUCCAAGAGGAGAAAGAGGAACAAAGCAGGGUGGAGGAUACAGCGGAAGAGACGCUCCCCUCAGCAUUACUCCAGGAGAAAAAUCAUGAGAUCGACCACCUUAACAAUGAGAUCCAAAGACUGGAACAGGAGUUGGAGAACACCGGGGACAAUAAGGUUUUGGAGGCUGAGCUUGAGGAUCUGCGCUCACAGGUGGAACACCUUCAGUCUGAAAUCACAAGAGUGCGUGAGGACAAACAGGAAGAAGAGGAGCGCCUUCAUGAGGUCAUCAGCACACUGCAGGCAGAACUCGCCACAUUAGGCCCCAACCUGCAUGAAGUCAGUGACUCUCAGGAUGGCGAUAGCAUCAAUCCUUCUCCCGCUCCCAGCCCUGAACCUCACCACGAUACCAUCCAGGAACAAGUGAAGAGGGGAGGGGCGAACAGCCUGAAGCAAGAGCUUAGUCUGACUCAUUCUGCCUCAUCUCGUUCCCUUCGAUCUCAUCUCAAGGCCCUUCAGAGUCAGCUGGAGACCGCGGUGGCGGAGAAAGAGGGAGUGGAGCGAUUACUGCUCACUCAAGAGGAAGAGUACAGAGGACAGGGAGAAGAGUUUGGAAAGAGGAUGAAAGCGGAGAGGGACAGAGCAGAUGAACUCCAAAGUGUCCUCACAGUCAAAGAAGCUGAGCUGGAGGAGAUUAAAGCCCAGAUAGAAGAGGAGAGGGACAAGAGGAAACUAUCUGAAGAGGAGGGGGACAGUUUCAAAAAUCGAGCCCAAGAGAUGAGCGUCCUGCAUGAGAAAAACACCCACCUCAGCGCUCUUAUUAUGGAACUCCAAAAGAAAGAACAGGAGAGCGUGACCGAGAUUGAGACUCUAAAAACAAAGGAGCAGGAGAUGAAAAUGGAAAUGGAAGCCCUCAGAGAAACCAGUCUCACUCUUGAGAGACAAGUCCAGGAGGUAAGAGCCGAGGUGGUAGAGAUGGAGGAACUGGUUGCUGAGGAAAGGACAAAGAUUAAAACCCUUGAGACUGUGAAGGGAGAACUUUCUGCUGAGCGUGAGGCACUUAGGAGGCGGGAGAGGAAACUCCAGGAGGAAAUUGAAAGGCUCAGGCAGGAAGUGACAUCAAUGAGAGCCUGCAUCCAGGACCUGACAGUUCAGCUCAACGAGAAGGAAACCAGUCAAGAAGAGGCUCAAAAGGAAGUGCUGACCCAUGCAGAGGUGACUCUGGCUAAAGCAGACGCUGCCUUGAGACAGAGGGAGGCUGAGCUUGACAGACUGAGAGCGGAGCAUCAGGCUCUGAGGGCGGAGCUGACUGCAGUGAAACAGGGUCUGAGUACAAGUACAGAAAGGGCUGAGAAUCUACAUGAGGAAGGACAGACCAAAGACCGUGCCCUAGUUCACCUGGAGACUGAUAACCAGCGUCUGAAGGCAGAGAUUCAGGGUCUACGAGAAGACCUGGCUGUGCAGGAAGAGGAACUGGCCUAUCAGCAAAGGGAACUACAGCAACUCAGACAACACUGUCACCAGCAGGACACACUUCCUCACCAACAAGCGUACCCAGAGAAGGACAUAUCUUGCAGAGCUUUUGAGGGCGUUGUGAGUGUCUCUCGUGAUGAAGCCUCUCUGAGCUCUCCAGAGGUUUUGAGGAGACUCGAAUGCUCCGAAGACAGACUGCCAGAACGGUUCCAUGCCUCUGUUCUCGGCUCACGUCUGUCUGAGUUCAGCGCUCUGAACAGCACAGGCCUGGAUCUCCCCCAGGCUAAAACCUCUCCCAGAGUUGUGAUGGAGCCCCCACACUCCAGGACCAUCACACCAGAUCCAGCCACACAGAGUACCCACUCCCCAGGCUCUGUGUCAGCGUCUGACAACUUCUCCAUGCUCGACUCACUGGACACUGACAGAGUACGUGAGUUGGAAGGACUUGACCUAACAGCACCUCCAUCUCCUCUUGGCUCCACUUCCUCUUUGUCAGCACCAGAAUGGGCCAGUGAUGGAUAUGGCAGCAAUGUGAGUUCGGAAUUGGGUGCCAGGCUGAGAGUGGAGCUGGAACAGACUGAAAGGCUGGAUGCUCAGUUUGUUGAGUAUCUCCGCUGCAGAGGAAUUAACCCCACAGUUAACACAGACAGUGCUGCUGGCAGUAUGAGCUACAGUGAUGACCUAUUGUCACCUGAGCUUCAGGGGCUGUUGAAGAAAGUGUAUCAAGAAAGCUGCCGUAUUCUCACUUUGUCCCAACGUCGUGCCACUUCCUCAACCCAUCCUCAUGUCUCAGACUUAAAAGCCUUCUCGUUGAGUCAGACGCAGCAUCCUUCUGAAGAUAGCUCCACCCUACUGGCCCAUCAGGACAAAUCCUCCUCCAACCCGCCCAUGAGCUGGCAGCAGGAGAAGAGGGCACUGCAGGAGACUGUGAUUGCUCUCCGAGAGCUGCUCUGUCGAAUGGCCCAGAGACACACACAAAGUGACUACAGAGGUGAUGAUGACUGGCACAGAGAUCAGCUCCGCACCUAUGAACAGGUUGAAUCGCAACUGAGGGCAGAGCUGGAGGAGAGCCAGAAACGACUGAAAUGUGCUCAUGAUGCUCAUCAAGCGCAAAAGAACAAAAUACAGUCGCUCAGGCUGGCUGUAGAAGAGGGUGAGGAAGCCUUGAGAAGGGAGCAGACCAGAGUCCAGGAGCUUCGACAACAACUGGAGCAGGAGAGAGCUCUGAGUCUUCGCAAGGACAGAGAGGAGGAAGAAAGGAGAGGCGCUGUGCAAGUAUCUUCUGAGCAGCAGAGGUCAGAGGUCAUGGCUCUGAAGAGUCAGGUGGAGCAGGAGAGGGUGGCCUGCAGCAACCUCAGACGGGAGCUUCAGAUUGAACAGUCCCGCAGUGUGCUGCUGGAGAAACGCCUAGACGACACCCAGAAGGAGCUAGAAGAUGAACGCCAACUUUCUGCUCACCAAAAAGAGCUCAACUUGGAGGAAAAAACUCAUCUUGAGCGCCUCCUGACUGAAGCAGAAUCUCGCUUGGCAGAAAUUCAUUCUAAGCUUGCAGAUGCUCACAGGAAGCUGGAUGAAGAGAGAGACCAUUGCUCCAGGCAGGUGGAUGAACUCAGGCGCAGUCACGAGGCGGAUGCAGCCAGAGACAGGACGUUCAUCUCCGACAUGCGUGCCCAGCUAGAGCAGGAGCGAAGGCAGGCGGAGGAGCUGGCAGCUGUGAUGGACAAACUGAGGGCUGAGUUACUGCAGAGCAGAAGGAAAUGGGAAGAAGAAGACAAACUGAGGAGGGAGGAGCUACAGAGGGAGCAGGAGGCUGCCACCAGACAUCGCGUGACUGUAGAGACCUUGAAGGAGCAGAAACGGGAAGCCAGCCGUGCUUUAGAGGUGGAGCAAGAACGGUCCAGACACCAGGGGGUGGAGCUAGCUGAGCUGAAGGAGAGACUGCGAAUGCUGAAGGACAAAGAGCGGGAGAGGGAAGAGCAGUGGGAGAGAGAGAGGAGGAAGGGGAGGCAAGAACAGAUGGAGAGGGAGAGACGGCAGGAGAGGACCAAUAACAAACUGUGCGAGUUGGAGUUGUUGAGGCAACAGGACCAGCAGCGCAUGCAGGAGCUGCAGCGCACUCUGGCAGAGCUGGAAAGAGAGGAGAGAGAGAUGGCUGCUCAGAGGCUGUCUGGACGAACCACAGGGCAGCAACAAAAGGUUGCAUCUUCGCAGCAGCUCCAAAGUAACUUGCAAGCGGAUUGCACGCAACAAAACCAGCAGAUGCCGUCGUCGCCAUCAUCACCCAAUCUGCUGGAAAGGCUGUUAAAGGAGAACUCUGAGCUGACGGAGCGUGUGACAUCACUGAGUCAGGAGAGAGCCACCCUCAAACAUAGACUCACCUGCCUGGAGCGACAGCUGCGCCGCAUGGAGAACGAGCUCGCCAAGGCCACCACAGAAACUGAAAACAGACCCACCAAUGAUGUGAUCAGCAACAGCAAGGUGCAGCGUUUAUAUGAGCGCUACCUGCGUGCUGAGAGCUUCAGGAAAGCUCUGGUGUACCAGAAACGUUACCUGCUGCUGCUGUUGGGAGGUUUCCAGGAGUGCGAGCAGGCCACGCUGUGUCUCAUUGCCCAUAUGGGGGCACGGCCGUCACCUCCACUCUCCUCCCAGCGCAGGCCUCUUGGGCGUUUUAGGGCUGCAGUACGAGUUGUCAUUGCUGUCUCAAGAAUGAGGUUCCUGACCAGGAAAUGGCACAGAGCGAUCAGAAGAUUGUCUGUAUCUGGGACUGUCAGUUGGCAUGCUCCAGGGCCUAAAGCUGAAGUUUUAAGGCAACAACAGCCGAGGUUGAAUCAUGAAUCCCCUCCAAACAGAGACAGCAAUGCGGUCCACAGAGACACAGCGUCCGCUCUUGUUCCGCCCAGCAAAUCACCUUUCAGGUUGCACAACAGGUCGUACUCCAGCACUAGUCUGGCCUCGGGGCAUUCAGGAGGAACGUCUCAGGAUCCGGAGCGAUCCCUGACAGAAUAUAUCCACCAUCUAGAGAAAGUCCAGCAACGGUUGGUGGGAGCCAAGCAAAUAAGCAAGACUCAUUUAGCCCUGCCCCCUAAAGAGGAAAGGAGGAUACAGUCAGCCUGUUCCCCUGAUAUGAUUGGUUAUCGGCAGCGCUGGCUGCAGGAGAAUAGGACGUGGCUGUACCUGAGCUGCUUGUCGCCCCUUUACCUGAAUGGUCCAGGCUCAUCCGUUCUCCAGCCCGACCCGAAGUUGUUCGACCACUAAAAGAAUGAAUGUCUGCAUUUCGUUCCAAAACUGUCCAUGCCUUAUACGCCUAUGUAGAAAGGAAUAUCACGUGUGUUGAAUUAUUUAAUGACGUGAUUUUUAUGAGCACAUAAAUUAUUUUUCAGUAUUUUCUAUUGUAAUGUUGCUUUUCUCUGUAUUUUGAAGGUCACUCUUGAGAUGCUGCAAGAGAAAGUAGUGUUGUUGUGUUUCUACUAAUAUUUUUUACCCUUUUGCGCUACUGUAUGUAAAUAGGACUGUUGUACAUGUGUCCAAAUUUGCACUGGUUUUAUACUGGAAAUCCAUGAUCAACAUAGCUAUUGAGCACAUUAUUGCAUAAAGGUGAACCAUAAGUGUCUUUUGUAUUAUCUAUGUUUCUACCAUAAAAUUGAUAAAUAUUUUAA